Messenger RNA from Iphiclides podalirius (scarce swallowtail), 519 nucleotides. NCBI's taxonomy places the organism in Eukaryota, Metazoa, Arthropoda, Insecta, Lepidoptera, Papilionidae. The record is from the annotation of a GenBank genome assembly.
AUGGUGGCUGACUGUGCGCCGAACUUUCAGAAGAGCAGGCCGGCCGCCGACGCCGCGCCGAUUGCUGAGGAGGGUGGCGCACAAAAAGCGGAGACUGAGAACAGUCUGAAACGGAUCAAGAGCCGCGAGCUGCGCGGCGGCAUCAUGUAUUACAGCUGCCAUUGCAUCAAGCGCAACGGUCUUCAGCACGAUUGCCGCCGCACUGGGUGCGGGGGAGAACCGCCAUGUCUAGUACUGCCGGACCCGCUGUGCGCGCCCAGCCAGUUGGCGCGUGCGCGGGGCCUCGCCGAUCCCGCCCCAUUGGCGAAGCACGUCAGCGGUGUGUCGGGGAAGGAUGAAGGUGGCGCAGCCAAGGGCGGUAAACGGUUUAUCGUCUGCGAACUGAAGAGCAUUGCACCGCAUCCGUCCGAUACAAGCGCUGCAAAAUGCUGUUGUUCUAGAGACGCUAAGGAUACCCAUCGUUCUGCGGAAGCUAAUGAUCCAACUGCCGGGCUGCCAAUAGUUGUCAUGAAAUUGUGU